AUGUGCCGCUCAGCCCCCGCCCACGCUUGCCACUACAACAUGAACAAGCCCGAGCAGCAGGAAUUGGUCAACCGUCAGGGACAGGGAGCCUUGGUAGACUUUGCCAAUCUUGUAUCUUAUAUACAAGAGGGUGGCGGUCCGGUUGCCGGUUGGUGCGGAUGA
Molecule: messenger RNA, 162 nt
Organism: Sordaria macrospora k-hell
Lineage: Eukaryota; Fungi; Ascomycota; Sordariomycetes; Sordariales; Sordariaceae
Source: RefSeq, a predicted model, not a curated record